AUGAUCACACAGGUCGGCAAAAGAAUGUGGAACAAAUCAAGCAAGGACCGUAAGGCUGUCAUGAACAACAUGAGGCGACUAGCAAACUUGGUGGUCGCCUUCCAAGAUGCCCACCAUCCACCCAAUAAGAGUCUUGGUGGUGACGAUUUGCUUGACCGCCAAAGAUUUACAGAACUGGAAGAGGCCUUGCAAGUCAUGGCAGAGAAAGAAGGCGGCGGCAUAAAGGCAGGCUUGAAGCUAGGUCUCGGCUUCCUGCUAAAAAAAUCUGCAAGGGUAAUGAGGGCACUGUACAUCGUUAACAACGAACUUCAGAAGUCAAAGGAGGUUGACAGAUUCCUCAAGGCCAUAGAUCUAAGCUGGGAGUACGUAUUUGGCCUAACCCAGUACGAAGUUGAAAACAAGCGGCAGGCUGUCCUCAGGAAGCCACAGUCGAUGCCCUUAGAGGAGAACAUAGCAAGUUCGAAGGCUUUCACCAUAAGCGCCAUGGAAAACAUGAUUGAGGAUCCAUAUUUGAAGUGGGAUAGCCACGAGUUCAAAAAGAUGCGUGCCCUCAUUGUCAGCAGGCUGACACUUUUUAAUGCAAGACGGGGUGGCGAACCAUCAAGACUCACCUUGCAAGAAUGGGAGGAUGCGAAGCGGCAGUCCUGGGUGGAUCUGCAACUGCUGCAAACAGUGGAUGACCCGCUGGAGAAAUCCCUCCUGAAGUCAUUCAGGUUGACUUACCAACGAGGACCCAUUGGAAAUCAGCUGACAACAUCCCGAAGCAGCUCAUAUUCCUCAGCCAUGUCAGCUGCGGACAGAACAAGACCAGGUGAAGUUUACUUUAAUCAAAUAUGUUUGUGCCGGGUUUGACAAUGAUGGGAUCUGCAACUGUGUCAAUAAUUGUUUUUUUCAUAAAAUUUGAUCAUUUUGGAUAAACACACAUGUAGGCUUUGAAAUUUAAAUAUACAUAAAGCCUGUAUAAAGGCUUUUUACUAUUAUUAUUAUUUAUUCCUGCCAAAAAUUCAAUAUACAUCACAAGCAAGAUGGGCAUAGGGGAGACAAAAGUAAUACGGAAUCACUGUGGUCACAGACCUGUCUCCCCACAUCAAGAUGUGGGAAAUUAACAAAUUAAUAAAAUAAGUAUAUACAUGUACAUGUAAAAACACUGAACAUGAAGACAUUAAGAAUAAAAUUUAGAAAACACACAUUUAAAAAUACUUUAUGGCACCUUGUAUAAAUUAAACAAUAAAUAAAUAAAUACAUCCAACAAUAAAGCGUUACUUCUUCUGUAAUUAAAUAUUUAAAAAGCAGAAUAAUAAUAAAAAAAUUAUCCAGGAUAUACACAUACAAUAAAUGACAUUAUGAGAUUGCAUAUGGGAACAAAAACAAAAUAAUGAAUAGAGGAUUGCACUAACAGAACAAGGGUAGCCAAACAUGAGGCAAAAAGAUAUAAAAUGGAGAUAAAAGAAGAACUUCCACACUACAUGAAUUGAAUAGCAGUAGGCCUAAAUGUAAAAACAAAACAAAAUAAAACAAAUAAACAAGAACAAAAAACAAGCCUAAGAAUCAGGGUAAAGGACAGUAUUUUUCAAUACUACCAGGAAUUGU
Acanthaster planci (crown-of-thorns starfish) is the source of this 1590-nucleotide messenger RNA. RefSeq lists its product as uncharacterized. The record is from RefSeq and is a predicted model, not a curated record. NCBI's taxonomy places the organism in Eukaryota, Metazoa, Echinodermata, Asteroidea, Valvatida, Acanthasteridae.